AUGGAAGUCACAAGAAAGAAUUUUGAUGAGGUUUUAUCAACAUUACCAGAUGUAUUUAACAAAGCUCAAUUUUUGGCUAUUGAUACUGAAUUUACUGGAUUGAAAGUAGAAGGAGCAAAUAAUAAUAAUAAUUAUUAUGAUGAGUUCGACGAUUUAUACUUGAAAAACCGGCUAAAAGCAGAAACUUUUAUGGCUAUACAGUUUGGAAUCGUAGCAUUUUUUUACGAUGAAAAAUCAAAAAAGUACACACAUCAAGGAUUUAAUUUUUACAUUUAUCCAUCUACUCAUUCAGAUGUUAAUUUUACUUGUCAGAGUAAAUCCAUUGAAUUCCUUGCUAAAAAUGGAUUUGACUUUAAUACAUUGUUUUUACAUGGUAUUCCUUACCUUAAAGAAUCUGAAAUGGCAAAACUACUAGACAGGUUACAGGAAAAACAUGAUAGGAUUAGUUCAUCGGAAAAUUUUAAAAUAAUUGAAACCCCACCUGAACACUCAGAGUUAAUUAACAAAAUAUUAAAUGAAAUCGAUGAAGUUUUAAAAGAGAAAACUAAAAAAAAAAUUACAAUCGAAAAGAAUAACAGUUAUAUAAGAAGACUAAUUUACAGUGCUGUCGAGGCAAAGUAUGGUAAAAAAAUAUUAUUAGAAUCUAAUAAAAAUGAAACCAUGACUGUUUUCGUCGGUUACAGUCCUGAAGAAAUUAAAAAUCUUCGAGAAGAAAAUUUUUCAAAUGAAAAAAAAAAAAUUUUAAACGAAUCAGGUUUUACUCGAGUGAUAAAAUUAAUGAUUGACUCGAAAAAGCUAAUAAUUGGUCAUUAUUUGCUGUUGGAUAUUUUAUUUACAAUUAAACAAUUUCUUUCUCCUCUGCCGAAUUCUUAUUCAGAAUUUAAGGAAUUAUUGCAUUUUUUAUUUCCUAAAAUUAUCGAUACCAAAUACAUGGCAUCCACUCAUGAUUUUAAAGGUUUGAAAGAUACUUCUUUGCCUAAUGUAGUCGAAUAUUUUAAUACUCUGGGAAAAAUACCUGAUGUUAGUACAAAUGAUAAUGAACAAGGGUAUACCUUAACUGAAAAAAAAUUUCAUGAAGCAGCAUAUGAUGCUUACAUGACUGGACUUGCUUUUUUAGGAAUAUCAAAUUCUUUAGAAUCAUUGAAAGUUUUUGAAAAUUUACCAGAUUCAUCAUUUUUAAAACCUUAUCUUAACAAACUUAAAAUUCAAAGAAUAUUUGAUAUUCAUUGUAUGAAUAUCGGUGGAAAAGAUGAAGAACCUGAUAGAACCGGAGUUUAUCAUUUAAGUUUUCCUAAAGAAUGGAAGAGAGAACAUAUAUCUGAACUGUUUGUUAAUUGUGGGUACAUUUCGAUCUCAUGGAUAAAUGACACUUCGGCAUUUGUCAAAGUUAACGAAGAACAUUUAAUUGAAGUUAAAAAAAUCAUUUCGAAUUCGAAUUCUACGUAUAACUUACGUACUUACAAUGACUUUCGUGCGUUAAGUAAUAAAAAUGCUGACGAUAAAGUUAAUAAAAAAUUAAAAAUCGAUAACGUUACGAACAAUACACACGAAUCUUCAAAUAAUACCGAUAAAAAAGUAUUAUCGAAAAAGAGACAAAUUGAAGAUUUGGGAGAAGUAAUUGCUAGGCCAGAGAAAAGAAAGUGCACAUCUUAG
This is a messenger RNA of Pediculus humanus corporis (human body louse), 1653 nucleotides long. RefSeq names its product poly A-specific ribonuclease PARN, putative. Gene Ontology annotation, molecular function: metal ion binding; poly(A)-specific ribonuclease activity; RNA binding. Gene Ontology annotation, biological process: nuclear-transcribed mRNA poly(A) tail shortening. Bases 1 to 1653 code for a protein of 550 amino acids. Lineage: Eukaryota; Metazoa; Arthropoda; Insecta; Psocodea; Pediculidae. Gene Ontology annotation, cellular component: nucleus; cytoplasm. The transcript has 6 exons. The record is from RefSeq and is a predicted model, not a curated record.